AUGCCGUUCAGCAAGACUGGUAAGAAACCCCGCCAGAAACACGCUAAUCCAUUUGUCAAGUCGUCCGCGUACUUCUCUCGCUACCAGGUUAAGCCCCGUCGUCGUCGCGAGGGCAAGACCGACUACCAGGCGCGCCGUGCCCUGACCACCCAGGCCAAGAACAAGUUCGCCUCGCCCAAGUACCGCCUUGUUGUUCGUAUCACCAACCGCCAGGUUAUCUGCCAGGUUACCUACGCCAAGCUCCAGGGUGACGUUGUUCUCGUCCAGGCUUCGUCGAAGGAGCUUCCCCGCUACGGCAUCAAGCACGGUCUUACCAACUGGACCGCUGCCUACGCCACUGGUCUCCUUGUCGCCCGCCGUGCCCUCACCAAGGUCGGCCUCGCUGACAAGUACGAGGGCUUCACCGAGCCCUCUGGCGAGCUCGAGCUCGUUGAGGAGCUCGGCGAGGACGAGCCCCGCCCCUUCAAGGUCUUCCUUGACGUCGGUCUCCGCCGCACCUCGACCGGUAACCGUGUCUUCGGUGCCAUGAAGGGUGCCUCCGACGGUGGUCUCUACGUUCCCCACAACGAGAAGCGCUUCCCCGGCUUCGACCCCGAGACCAAGACCCUCGACGCCGAGGUUCUCCAGAAGUACAUCUACGGUGGCCACGUCGCCGAGUACAUGGAGGAGCUCGAGGAGGAGGACGACGAGCGCUUCAAGAAGCAGUUCGCCACCUACCUCGCCGACGAGGUUGGCUCUGAGGACAUCGAGGACAUGUACCGCGACGCCUACGAGAAGAUCCGCGAGGACCCCGCCUUCAAGCCCACCCAGAAGGACUCCAAGUGGGUCGAGGAGUCCAAGAAGUACAAGGCCAAGGCCCUCACCCGCGAGGAGCGCCGCGCCAACAUCGAGAAGAAGAUCGCCGAGUACCAGCAGUAA
Molecule: messenger RNA, 918 nt
Organism: Trichosporon asahii var. asahii CBS 2479
Lineage: Eukaryota; Fungi; Basidiomycota; Tremellomycetes; Trichosporonales; Trichosporonaceae
Product: 60S ribosomal protein l5-b
Exons: 2
Coding region: 1-918 (305 amino acids)
Biological process (GO): ribosomal large subunit assembly; translation
Cellular component (GO): cytosolic large ribosomal subunit; ribosome
Molecular function (GO): structural constituent of ribosome; 5S rRNA binding
Source: RefSeq, a predicted model, not a curated record